UCUGAUCAGGGAGCUAGGCCUCAGCAAAGAAAACAAUGGCAACAGAAUGAUGAAUCUGACUACGAGGAGGGUAAUGACAAGUGCUAUAAUUGCGGUAGGAGAGGGCAUUUUGCGAGAGCGUGUACAGGUCCUCGCAGACAGAAGAAACGACCGCAACAACGAAGGUGCUAGAGCACGUAGGGGAAGAUAAGAUGGUAACAGAACUGAUGGGAGUCGCCCAUACAAACCAUGAGACGAUAAACAGCAGAAAAAAAAACUGUGUCACUAGAAAGAAUCAACACUGUAAAUUGCCAGCCCCAACAACUAUGAAACAACUAAUGUCCUUCCUUGGAACAUUUAGUUAUUGCAGACAAUGGAUUCCAAAUUACUCCAAAUUAUCUAGACCGUUAUAUUCUUUACUUUCAGGUCCAAUGAGUUCUGCACCAGCUACUAAAAUCACAUUACAAUCUGAUCAUUUAAGGUGCAUGGCUCCAUUGAAAACAGCACUACAAUCCGUAGUCUCUCUAAAAUUACCUGACUAUAGCAAACCCUUUAGCCUUUACUGUGAUUCAAAAGAUGGACACGACUUCUGUGUUGACUCAAAAACACGGCCCAUCACAACGACCAUUGUGCUAUUACUCCAAACGGCUAGAUAAUGUGGCUGCAGGCUGGCCACCGUGUGUACAAGCUGUUGUUGCAGCUGCAGAAGCAGUGAUAGCUUGUGCUGACCUUGUACUUUAUCACCUUCUCACACUUCAUGUACCACAUGCAGUCUCAGUACUGCUGAAUCAGAACCGUACACUGCAUGACUACAUUACUUUCACAGCCUCAUUUGACUGUUAUUAGAUGUACAACUUUGAAUCCUGCUACACUUUUGCCUACAUCACAAGAUGAUGAACCACAUAACUUUCUAGACUGUUCUUUGACUACUUAUUCACCCAGACCAGACCUGUCAGAUCAACCAGUUCCUGAUUCACUUUGGUUGUUUACUGAUGGUUCAUCUGUGAAAGACACUUUUGGUGUCACCUGUACUACAUAUGCUGUGACAACUCUUACUUCAGUGUUGCUCUCAGACACACUUCCAUCUUCUUAUUCUGCUCAAGCAGCAGAACUAAAAGCUAUGUACAUGGCGUUCCACUAUGCUUCCGGUUUUCCAGUCACAAUUUACACUGAUAGUAAAUAUGUUUUUAAUGCUUGCCGCACACACACAGCUAUGUGGCAUCUUUGUGAUUUCUCCACAUCAUCUGGCAGUCCAGUAAAGCAUGCUCAUCUUUUGAAAGACUUAUGCCAUGCUCUCUCUCUUCCUUCAGCUUUAGCUAUUGUACAUUGCCCGGCACACACCGUUAAAACUGAUCUUGUGUCCCUGGGCAAUGCCUUAGCAGACUGUACUGCUAGAGCUAUAGCUACUGGACAGCAUGUGACUGAUGUGGCUCUUAAUCUAUUGUCGACACAUCAGGUUGACAAUAGUGUUCUUCUACAACAUCAAUCUCUUAUGCAACCUACUACUGAUAUGACUAAAUCUGAAAAUGGUAUUUUAUUUCAUACUCCAUCAGGUAAACCGGUACUGCCACCGUCCCUCUAUUCUUGGGCUGCACAUGUGUCCCAUGGGCAGUGCCAUGUGACAACAACAGGGAUGAUUGGAGUAGUACAAGUUUUUUACUGUUCAAAUUUUUCAAAAAGCUGCACAGAAGCAUGUACAACAGUGCAUAAUAUGUUUAAAACAUAAUGCUCAAGGAGCUGUAAGAACAAGACAAGGCUCAUUUCCGAUGCCUAAGAAACCAUUUAAACAUCUACACAUGGACUAUAUUGAACUAAACCAAUCACAAAAUCAACAAUAUUGUUUAGUCAUUGUCUGUGCUUUCAGUAAAUGGACUGAAAUUCAGUGCUAAUGCCAAUACUGAGUUCACAUGCAAAGUUUUGAAAACAGCGAUAUUUCCAAGAUAUGGAUUCCCAGAAAUUAUCUGCUCAGAUAAUGGGACACAUUUUACAGCAGCAUGUGUAAGAAGCCUGUUGACAGAUUAUGGUAUUACGCAUAAACUACAUGCAGCUUACCAUCCACAAAGUGCUGGAUUGGUAGAAAUAGUAGUAAUAGCAGUAGCUGAUACAGGGAAACCAUGGCCACAGUGUUUGGACAUGGUACGAUUGAUUAUAAAUACAACCAGAAGCUCAAGCACUGGGUUAACUCCAGUUGAAUGUAUCUUUCACCAACCAUUUACUUUUCUACAACUAACUGCAUCGUUACCAGAAAAUGACAAAAAUUAUGAUUUGCAAGCUUAUUUGAGAAAUGCUGCAAAAAGAAAAGAACAAAUUGAAUCUGCCAAAGCUCUCUCUAUCCCACAGAAACCUGGACAUGACCAGAAGAUCCAGGUGGGCGACCUUGUGUUCCUAAAAGCUACACAGAGAACAAAGUGGUCUGACCCACGGUGGAACGGCCCCUACAAGGUCCUUCUAACGAACCUAACCACAGUCCGAAUUGCUGAACGACCCUCCUGGAUUCACGUAAGCCACUGUAAACUGUUAAGAGCCCAAGAAGCUGAACUACGGACACACACUAAUGCUGAAGUCCGGCUACAAAGGGGAUAUACACAUUAGGUGUAUGCAGUGAACACAGCUGCCACUAUCACAGUAAUCAUCUCAACCCCGGUGAAGAAAUCAACGGGUAGAGCACCCCCUAGUGUGUAUUAUAAAUUGCUCCUUGGCAUCCCUUCCGGCAACCAGGACUGUGUGGAAUAAGAGGGACAUUAUGUUUCUUCACCUUUAUUGCAUUUAUUAUUGUGUUUCCAAUUAUGUGGUGGGAAUACCAAACAAGAAUAAACAAUGAUAACAUGAAUGGAACUGCAUCUCAUCAUCAUUAUUUUCAGAGCAACUCAUCUCAUCCACUGAGAUGAAGGAGGAGAGCUUUGCUGGACAACCCACGACCAUGAGGACAAUCAUUGGUUUUAGGUUGCUAAUUUCACAGCAGCAGCACAUACUUUAACUGAUUGUUAUGUUUGUUCUUUUGUUCCAAUCUUACUGCUUCUGUGCUACAUUUUGCUAAAUUUGUUAAAAAUGAUCCUGAAAAGCAUGCUUUAAAAACCAUGAUUAUGCAAAAUCGCAUGGCAUCAGACUUCCUUCUAGCAGAAGCAGAAGGCGUGUGUUAGGAAACUGGGGUAUGAACUAACAGCACUUUUUUACAGUCCUAUCUAACAGAGAAAGUUUCCUGACAGAUCUACAAAAAGAGAACAGUUUUGGAAUCACUUGGCCUAGAUAGCUUAAAAAAACAAGUAGUCCCACUUUACAAAAGAUCUUUCUCACCUACAUUUCGGUGCCACCUAUUGGACUAUUGUGUGCAUCACUUACUUAUGUAGAAAUUAAAUUAAAUAAAUGUUUUUGAGGCCAUUCAUUUUUAUUCUAUUAUUUCCCCACUCAGAAACCACUCAGCCUGAAAAUUGUUAACACACCAAUCAGAAUUGGGGGUCAAUAAAUAGAGCUUGGAGGCAUGCUCAUGUCCUUUGGAACAAUGGAUCCCAACCAGAGGCAGAGGCAGAGCGUAACACCAAGAGCUAUUUUAUUUGUGUUUUAAAAAAUCUCAUUAGGAAGUUGUCAGAGGAACUAAACGGUUGCACAAAGGCCAUUAUUGUGACAGUGUUAACACAUGUGGUAUACAGGAAAUAUAUUCAAGGCUUUUUUUUUACAAAUAUCAAUUUAAGAAAAGGCGAUUAAAACGAUUAACCUUUUUUAAUCAUUGAUUAAUUUGAGUUAAUUGCAUCAAAGCACUAAUGAUGAUUAAUCACAUUCAUAAAUAAUCAUUAUUCAUACGCAGCCAUCUGUGUUCGCACCUGUUUUUGUUUGUGUCUCAUUCAAAUGAUGGCAUUAUCAAUAUGACAAAAAUAUAGAGACAAAUAUUCAAUGUGUAUGUAUAUAUUCAAGUUAUUUUCAAAGACGGUGGGCAAUGAGUCGAUUGCAAUCUACCAGUAGAUUG
Cynoglossus semilaevis (tongue sole) is the source of this 3940-nucleotide messenger RNA. RefSeq lists its product as uncharacterized. The record is from RefSeq and is a predicted model, not a curated record. Lineage: Eukaryota; Metazoa; Chordata; Actinopteri; Pleuronectiformes; Cynoglossidae. Gene Ontology annotation, molecular function: nucleic acid binding; RNA-DNA hybrid ribonuclease activity. The coding region runs from base 785 to 1705 and encodes 306 amino acids. The transcript is spliced from 2 exons.